Molecule: messenger RNA, 1831 nt
Organism: Zingiber officinale
Lineage: Eukaryota; Viridiplantae; Streptophyta; Magnoliopsida; Zingiberales; Zingiberaceae
Product: protein trichome birefringence-like 10
Exons: 4
Coding region: 131-1453 (440 amino acids)
Cellular component (GO): Golgi apparatus
Molecular function (GO): O-acetyltransferase activity
Source: RefSeq, a predicted model, not a curated record
UCAUUGCUUUCUUUCUCUUCUUCCCUGUCGUAUUCUUUCCCUCCUCCCCGUUCUCGCCGCAUGUAUUCGGUGCAUAAAUUGCCGUCGCCACGAGCUGGCAACGAGCUCCCACGGUGGCGAGGGGAGCGCCAUGGCGAUAUUCGGUUCCGGCUCCGCAGAAGACCCGCUUCCGGAGUCGGCGGCGAAGAGGAGGGCGGUACGGCGGUUCAAUAUUUCGGAGCGCGUUAUAGUGCCGUGGCUCUUCGUGGCGAGCCUAGUCCUAGUACUCGUCGUGGCUCUGCGUGCCCGGCGCUCGGUCUAUUACUACGAGCUCUUGUGGCAGAACGCAGCGAAGGCGGCGGGACGCGGAGGGGAGUGCGAUUGGUUCGAGGGGGAGUGGGUGCGGGACGAGACGUACCCGCUGUACGAGUCGGCGGCCUGCUCGUUCCUGGACCAAGGAUUCCGAUGCGCCGAGAACCGGAGGCCCGACCAGUUGUACACCAAGUGGCGGUGGCAGCCCGCUCGCUGCAAUCUUCCCAGAUUUGAUUCCAAGAAGAUGUUGGAGAAGCUAAGGAACAGAAGGUUGGUUUUUGUAGGGGAUUCGAUUGGAAGGAAUCAGUGGGAGUCUCUCCUCUGCAUGCUCUCUACAUCUCUUACAAACAAGAGCUCAAUCUAUGAAGUAAAUGGCAACCCGAUUACAAAGCAUAUGGGUUUCCUGGUGUUUAAAUUUGAGGAGUACAAUUGCACUGUUGAAUACUACAGAUCACCAUUUCUAGUACCUCAGGUUCGCGCUCCAGCUGGUGUGCCUAAAGAUGUGAAGACGACUCUAAGAUUGGACAUGUUGGAUUGGACAUCAAAUAGUUGGAAGAGUGCCAAUAUCCUUGUCUUCAACACUGGCCACUGGUGGAACUACGAGAAGACCAUAAGAGGGGGUUGUUAUUUUCAAGAAGGAAAUCAGGUGGCAAUAGAGAUGAGUGUGGAUGAGGCUUAUCAGAGAGCAAUGCAAACGUUGUUCCAGUGGAUUCAUAAGGAAGUCAACAGAAGUAAGACACAAGUUAUCUUUCGAACAUAUGCUCCUCCUCAUUUCAGAGGUGGUAACUGGAGAACAGGUGGGGCUUGUCACUUAGAGACACUGCCAGAUUUAGGGCCUCAGAUAUCCCUGAAACCCUGGUCACAAUUCCUGAAACCAUUUAGGAAUGUGGCAUCAAAGAAUUCUACAACAACAACACUAGAACUCGAUCUAUUGAAUGUGACCGAGAUGACAAGCCGAAGGAAAGAUGGACAUUUAUCUUUAUACUAUCUUGGCCCCUCACGCCUAUCUCCUGUGCAAAAGCAAGACUGCAGCCACUGGUGUUUACCUGGGGUUCCAGAUGCAUGGAAUGAGCUACUCUAUGCACUUUUCAUGCGAUGGGAAUCCAUGCGGCACCACAAUGUGAUUAUUGAGGACAACAUAGGGAUAAAGCCGAGCUCGUAAAAUAAGCAAAUUAAUUAUCUUUUGCAGACUAAAUGAAGGCCUGAUUGCGAUCAGUGAAACUUGCUGCAAGCUCAGGUGCAGAAGUUUGAAGAAGCUUGUCGAUGUUCUUCUGCAAAGACUGGGAAUAGAAGAAACAAGGGGGAUAUCACUAUUACUUGUAAAUAGACAAUAGUUAUUUAUCAUUUAGAGAAAAGGUGGUUGUUUCCAGAGGCUCAGAAAUGGUACAUCAUAGAUUCUUGGAUGAUGAUGAGCUUGAUAAUACUCAAAUUAUAUUGUCUUGAGAGAGUUUUUCUUCGAAAAUUUAUAUACACGAACUCGAAAGGGUGCACAUAUGUAUUCUUUGACAUUAAUUUUGAUACUGGUCUCCAAGAAACAUUU